CAGUGCCUUUUUUUCUUGCUGGCCGGAUCAGAUCGCGGCCCGCCGACAGCACCACACCUCACCUCACCACACGAGCAAUCGCAGCAAGCAGCCGCCGAAAUGAAGCACGGAAUCCGGAGCUGGCAAAAGAAGCUGAAUCGGACGCCCUCGCAUCGGGCCAGUCUCGCCCGCAACAUGACGAGCCAGCUGUUCCUGAACGAGCGCAUCCAGACCACCGUCGCCAAGGCCAAGUUCAUCAAACACUAUGCCGACCAAUGUAUAGAUUGGGCCAAGCAGGGCGAAGAGACCAAGCUGCGCGAGUUUCUGUUUGACCCCGACCAAACUGUCUCCAAGGUGAUGGGAUCGAUCGCUUUCCGUUUCCAGAGCCAAGAUGGAGACUACUGCCGCAUCCUGCGAAGCGGGCACCGAAGCAAGGGCUCCGACGUAGCGCCAUUGGCCGUCUUGGAGCUCCCUGGGCACUACAACGACAUCGUGUACAAGCUCUCGCUAGAGCACAAGGAGAAGAUUCAGGAACAAAUCAGCGAACUGGAGCUGAAGCGCUACAACCGCACCGUGGUUUCGAUCCGAGAUCCUGUCACGGGCGAGCCGACCGAGUUUGCCAAGCUGACGCCCAGGGAGGAUCUGACGGCGUCCGAGAUUCGGCAUUUGGAGAGAAAGCUGACCUACUUUCGGAGUAUCCUCAACAACUUUCUUCAUUCGGAACGACAGUGGCAAGCUGGCCGCGUGGCCGAGGAAGAAAGUGCAAAGGCCCUGAGCGAGAAACUCGAGGAGGAUGCCGUCCGACAGCAGCAGCAGAAGCUGCAGGCCGAUCUCGAUGAAGCUGCUGCCUACCAAGAAGCUGCGCUUGGGCGCAAACUGGCAUCUGCCCUGCGACGCUCCCAGGAGGCUGGGACAUCCUCGGAGUAGACCGAAUACAACGUGCUCAAUCUUGCACCCACCAUCACAGCCCGCGGCGUUGAGUGUGCGCGAAUUUGUAUCUCUGUUCGUGCUAUCUGCCUUUGCUCCGUUUCGCUGCUUCAACCCGAUGGAGCCAGUUCCUACAUCUGUCCCCGAUGAUCUGGCAACAGACUAGGAGCCGAACGGCGCUGCCUCGCCUAUGAACUACAAGUUGCAGCAUAUUUGAG
This is a messenger RNA of Polychytrium aggregatum, 1124 nucleotides long. RefSeq names its product ribosomal protein L17. Gene Ontology annotation, molecular function: structural constituent of ribosome. The transcript has 3 exons. The record is from RefSeq and is a predicted model, not a curated record. Gene Ontology annotation, biological process: translation. Gene Ontology annotation, cellular component: mitochondrial large ribosomal subunit; ribosome. Bases 100 to 906 code for a protein of 268 amino acids. NCBI's taxonomy places the organism in Eukaryota, Fungi, Chytridiomycota, Chytridiomycetes, Polychytriales.